Molecule: messenger RNA, 2261 nt
Organism: Bactrocera dorsalis (oriental fruit fly)
Lineage: Eukaryota; Metazoa; Arthropoda; Insecta; Diptera; Tephritidae
Gene: unpg
Product: homeobox protein unplugged
Exons: 3
Coding region: 442-2049 (535 amino acids)
Biological process (GO): regulation of nervous system development; regulation of transcription by RNA polymerase II
Cellular component (GO): nucleus
Molecular function (GO): DNA-binding transcription factor activity, RNA polymerase II-specific; RNA polymerase II transcription regulatory region sequence-specific DNA binding
Source: RefSeq, a predicted model, not a curated record
UGCGGGGCCGCAAACAGCGACAUUUAUUUAUUGUCAUGUUUGCUUGCGUUUGGGCCCUUGGCAGUGUGUCAGCGCUGGGAACAGUCGCUAGCGGUGAGCGACAGUUAGUUUGCUGUCGACUUUUCAACGGUUCAGUGCUUCGGGUUUUACGGAGUAGCUCGUAAUUUUGUUAUUAUUGCGGUUUAUACACAAGGCAUCUGCAAUAGAUUUAUCAAAUAAUAGGAGAUCUCUCGAAAGAAUUGUAAAGUGAAGUGGAAAACCGUUAUACUUAUGCAAAUAAAUAGUUAAUUUGUCAAAACUGCAGUCGAAAAAAGAAUUGGUUUGUGCCAAAGUGUUUAUUGUGCUGAAAAAAAUAUACCUACACAUGAAAAAAAACUUAUUGAAAAUAAUAACUGUAAAAUAAUUCCCUCUCAUCUUAACUUAAAAGUGCCACUCUCCAAUAUGGAGAGCACUCGACCCCUGGCCGCGGAAACUGCAAGCAAGCUAACCAAAUUUUCAACACCUUUCUCCAUCGAGAGUCUGAUCGCCAACCAUCAACAGCAGCAACAACAACAACAAGAGCUCGAAAGGAGUACACAAAUUUUAGCACCCACCAGCAAUCGCGAGCAGGACGAGUUAAACGCACGCGCUUUGGUCGCCACAUCGGCCUUGAGCCUCGCCAAUUUUCCCUUCUACAAUCCGUGGCUGCACGGCUACUUCGCACAGAAUCACGAUCGACUGACGCAGCUGAUCUCCAGCGGCAGUUACCUGACCAAUUUUGCCAAACCCGAGCAGAGCGUAGGCUCAGCGCCCACAUCGCUACAGCCACAAUUAGCGUCGAAAAACGCCACCACAUUGCCACCAGCCCAUCCGCAUGCCUUGCCACCGGCUGCUAAUUUCACGGGUAACAGUGAUCAUGCACGUACGCUGCCGUCGGGGUCUGCACAUGCUUUCGAGCCACAAAUAGCAACGCGCUUUCUCCUUAAUCCGUCGGAUGCGAAUUACCGCGAUAAAUUAUUGCUGAGUGGCUUCGGCGGUGGCCUGGUUGGUGGUACACAUGCAGCACCAACAAAUGUGGCACCAGCGGGUCUGGCCAGUGAUACCACCGGUGAACAGCAGCGUUCAACCAUGGAAUAUGUUGGCGAUGAUUAUGUGCACAAUUUAACAGUACAUACGCGCCUGCAUAGCCCCCCGUCGAGUAGAGCCAGCGCGUUACCAUGCGAACAAACUGUAAAUGAUAUGAGCAUGGUGGCUUCGUCCGCCUCAAGUUGUGCGAAUACGAAUAGUCGCGAUUCGCUGAAAUCGCACACGUCCGAAGCGCUCUUGGAUGUGGGCAUGGAUGAGGAUUUCGACUGCAGCGGUGAUUCCUGUAGCGAUAUUAGUCUAACAAUGUCACCGAAAAAUUACAGCACUGAUAUGGAUAAGAGCAGAGGCUAUACACACUCUGACAGUGAAGACUGUUCCGAUGAUGAAGCGACGAGCGGACCAAACGACCCCAAUAAGGAUUCCUCCAGUAAUUGCGGAGGAAGUAGCUCGAAAUCGCGGCGUAGACGUACAGCUUUCACCUCCGAGCAACUAUUGGAACUGGAAAGAGAGUUUCAUGCGAAGAAAUAUCUCAGCUUAACGGAGCGGAGUCAAAUAGCGACGACACUUAAACUCAGUGAAGUGCAGGUGAAAAUCUGGUUUCAAAAUCGUCGCGCCAAAUGGAAGCGCGUCAAAGCCGGUCUCACAUCACAUGGCCUCGGUCGCGGUGCUGGCGGCGGCACCAAAAUAGUCGUGCCCAUACCGGUGCAUGUGAAUCGCUUUGCGGUGCGUUCGCAACACCAACAACUGGAGAAAAUGUGCCUGAGUGGUCCAAAACCUGAUCUGCGCAAGAAAAUGCCCACCGAACUGAGCGGCUUCGAGAAAUUCAAUGCCGCCAAUGGCGUGGUCGCGGGCCUGAGCAAUGGCAGCGCUGCCACUGUGCUCAGCGCGGCGGCGACGCCGGCAGCAUUAAUGGCGGCAGCGAAUAUAGCGGCGGCGACGAACACGGUGACGGGCACUUUGGCCUUGGCGAGGAGUAUUUAUUGAUUGCUCGCCGUAUUUAUUCGCUCAUAAUUUAAGACUUAAGUUUCAUGUUUGUUUUGAGAUUAUAAUUGAAUUAAGUGACUAAUUUAAUAUUAAUUUAUUUGUUUUUUCCUUUUCAAUUAAAGUCAGUUUUAAUUGAAAUUUUAAUUUCUUUUGAAAAGUAAGUGAAUGUAAAUGAAAAUUUUAAUAAUAAGAUUAGUUUAAAAAAUUUAAAA